Molecule: messenger RNA, 9054 nt
Organism: Salmo salar (Atlantic salmon)
Lineage: Eukaryota; Metazoa; Chordata; Actinopteri; Salmoniformes; Salmonidae
Product: prospero homeobox protein 1
Biological process (GO): regulation of transcription by RNA polymerase II
Cellular component (GO): nucleus
Molecular function (GO): DNA-binding transcription factor activity, RNA polymerase II-specific; RNA polymerase II cis-regulatory region sequence-specific DNA binding
Source: RefSeq, a predicted model, not a curated record
UUGCCUGUCGGAGUCCCAUUCCUCGGUCAAGUUUAGUGCGUUGUACUCCUCCCGGACCCGAUGGACAGUUCUUAUUGGUAGGUACGAACCGUUACAUCACCAAGCUUAUGACGCGCCGUCUUCCUGUUUCCUUCAGCUGUGUCUUAAAGUGAAUCUUGUUGGUGGAGGAGAGCUCGAGCAUCAAAGCUCUGCAUCGCGUGCGCCUCGGAGACACACACUCACACCAGCUGCUACGACAUCACCGCCACAGUCUUUCAGUCUCGAGAGGAGAGGAUAGAGGAGAGCGGCGGAAAAUAGCUAUUUUAUGUCUUUUUUUCUGUUCUAUGCGCACGCUUAUCACUCACUUUACUCUUGCUCUUCCUUCCCCGAGCAAUUAUAACAUUCAACGUCUCCCGGGGGAAGAGUCCAUAUUCACUUUCAGCAGUAAAAGGAGCUCGCUUUUCUCUUCAUCUGCGGGGUGUCAUUCAGCAGCGGUCCUAGAGGAGUGGCUUUGUGGGAUAUGGCCCAAUAGCAGCAGCCCGUGAUGCCGGACCAUGACAGCGACUCCCUCCUGAGCAGACAGACCAAGAGAAGACGUGUGGACAUCGGUGUGAAGAGGACCGUGGGCAGCACCGCCGCCAACACAGCAGCAGCUACAACCAGCGCCGACAUCGCCUGCGCCAAAGCAGCCAUCUUCAGUGCCAUGAACUCUCUCAACUCCCACCACCACGGCUCCGACGCAGACUCCACGGACUGCUCCAUGGUGCAGCCACACGGCCCCACUGGGGUCGUCACAGCAACCGACAGCGACUCCAAGUCCAACGUGCUCCGGAAGCUCCUGAAGAGAGCCAACUCGUACGAAGACGCCAUGAUGCCCUUCCCUGGUGCCACCAUCAUCUCCCAGCUCCUCAAGAGCAACAUGGCCAAGAAUGGAGGAGGAGGAGAGAGAGGAGAGAGAGGGGAGAGAGGAGAGAGAGGGGAGAGGGGGGAGAGAGGGGAGAGGGGGGAGAGAGGAGAGAGAAGAGACGGGGGGUUCCCCGGGUCGGGCCUCUCAAGUGGGGGUUCCGAAGCCCCCCAGGAGGAUGCCUGCAGUAACUCGUCUCAGGACAGCCCCCAAGAGUGCCUCUCCCCCUUCGGCCGCCCCUCGGCUCUGGGCGCCUUCGACCUGGAGCGCCUCAACGAUGAGCACCUGCGGGCCAAGCGCGCCCGCGUGGAGAACAUCAUCCGAGGCAUGAGCCACUCGCCCAGCGUGGUGGUGCCCGCACGCCAUCUCGGAGAGCGGGACCGUGAACGGGAACAACGUGAACGGGAGAGGGAGCGAGAGAUGGACGGGGACAGGGAGAUGGAGAUGGACUGCCCCCCACAGCCGCCUAGCCCCAGGGGAGAGGUGUGCAGCCGGGAGAACAAGAGGAAGCAGCGCCUUCCCCAGCAGCAGCAGCAGAGCUUCACCCAGCUGGUGUGCCAGCGUAAAGAGCAAAAGCAGGAGGAGCGCAGGCAGCUGAAGCUGCAGCUGGAGGACAUGCAGAAGCAGCUGCGCCAGCUGCAGGAGAAGUUCUUCCAGAUCUAUGAUUCCACUGACGAUUCUGAGCACGACCUGGCUCACGACCUGGGCAACAUGUCUGAGGACAGCGCCGGGAGGUCUGAUGCCGGGGGAGAUGACCGGGCAGACCGCUCUGACAACGAGAUGUCAGACCUGGACCCAGGACACUUCCUGGACCGGGCCAGGGCAUUGCUCCAGGAGCAGGCCCUGCUGGCAGAGGGUAACAAGCCCAGGAGAGAGGGGCUGGUCCGGGGGAAAGGUCCUGGUCAGGGUCCUUCCUCCUCCAUGCACCAUGCGGAGGGCAAGCAGCUGGCUGAGACGCUGAAACAGGAGCUCAACUCAGCCAUGAACCAGGUGGUGGACACAGUGGUCAAGGUGUUCGCCAAGCCCCCGCGCCCCGCACCCCCCCAGGUCUUCUCGCCCCUCCCCAUGCCCCCAGAGAGGUUCGGGGUCAACGGUGAGGGCCCCAACUUCCACACAGCCAACCAGCGUCUGCAGUGCUUUGGUGACGUCAUCAUUCCCAACCCCCUGGACUCGUUCGGUGGCAUGCCCAUGCCUGGCGCCAACGACCAGACAGAGGCGCUGCCCCUAGUGGUGAGGAAGACUCCGACAGAACACCAUCACCAGUCCUCAGCUGUGGGUGCCCACGGGGGCCACCACCACCCUUCCCUGCACCCCUCCUCCCUCUCUGCCUCCAUGGGAUUCAGCCCCCCAUCUUUCCGCCACCCCUUCCCCCUGCCUCUCAUGGGCUACCCCUUCCCGAGCCCCCUGGGCCCACCCUCCGGGGGAUACCCAGGGAAGGACCGCUCCUCCCCAGACUCCAUGGACCUGUCCAGGGAGACCACCAGCCUGCGGACCAAGAUGUCUUCAGUGCAUCACAUGGGGCACCACCACAGGUCGCUCUCUCCCAGCCACCCCGGGAACACCGCAGAGGGGCUCUCCCUGUCCCUCAUCAAGUCAGAGUGUGGAGACAUGAGCGACAUGAACGACAUCUCACCAUACUCAGGCAGCACCAUUCAGGAGGGUCUCUCCCCCAACCACCUGAAGAAGGCCAAGCUCAUGUUCUUCUACGCCCGCUACCCCAGCUCAAACAUGCUCAAGAUGUUCUUCUCCGACGUCAAGUUUAACCGCUGCAUCACAUCCCAGCUCAUCAAGUGGUUCAGUAACUUCCGAGAGUUCUACUACAUCCAGAUGGAGAAGUUUGCCCGGCAGGCCAUCAACGACGGUGUCACCGGGGUGGAGGAGAUGAGCGUCAGCCGCGACUGCGAGCUCUACCGAGCCCUCAACAUGCACUACAACAAGGCCAACGACUUUGAGGUUCCAGAGAGGUUCCUGGAGGUGGCUCAGAUCACGCUGCGUGAGUUCUUCAAUGCCAUUGUGGCAGGCAAAGACGUGGACCCGUCCUGGAAAAAAGCCAUCUACAAGGUGAUCUGCAAGCUGGACAGUGAUGUGCCCGAGGUCUUCAAGUCACCCAACUGUCUCCAGGAGCUUCUACAUGAGUAACCCUCCCCACCCUGCCUCCGCCCCCCUGCCUGACGCUUUCUGCUUUUUCACAUUUUCAUAUUUUUAUUUCUUUCCCUAUUCUAUGAUUUUCCUGUUUUUUUUUCCUGAAUGAAGUAGCAUUCCUCCCCAUCUGAAGCCUACUGGGCUGUUCCUAAAUGAUCUAACUAUUGUGUUGUUGUUAUUAUUCCCAUGAUUAGGAUUAUUAUUUGUUUUUUAAAUGAUUCUGCUGAUCUGAAGAGACGGUGAUCCUAUUGGGUGUUUUGGACUGUGUGAACCCUGACCUAUCUGCCCUGAUUGACUAGAAACACUAGGGAGGGAUCCCCACUAUGCGCAGGGAGGGGCUUCCCACUAGCCUGUACCCUACCUACUCUAAGGAAGACCCUACAAUCCUAGUGUGGUCACCAAUAGACUUUGGCCACUACACUACAGAGGGGCCCUAUGUUACUGGGGUGCUCAAUAGGCUCACCCCACUGUGCAAGGUUGCUCCCUAAUAGGCGGUUCCCACUACUAUGGCUGUCCCAGAGAGGACAACACACUACACCAUGCUGCCUGCAGCCUAAUGACUUUAUUAACUGCUGGACUAUACUGGACUACUAGUACUGGUCUGGACUACUACUAUUGGUCUGGACUGGUAUACUGGUCUGGACUACUAGUACUGGUCUGGGCUGGUAUACUAGUCUAGACUACUAGUACUGGCCUGGACUGGUAUACUGGUCUGGGCUGGUAUACUGGUCUGGACUGGUAUGCUGGUCUGGACUACUAGUACUGGUCUGGACAGGUAUACUGGUCUGGACUACUACUACUUCUGGUCUGGGCUGGUAUACUAGUCUAGACUACUAGUACUGGACUGGACUGGUAUACUGGUCUGGACUGGUAUGCUGGUCUGGACUGGUAUACUGGUCUGGUAUACUGGUCUGGACUACUAGUACUGGACUGGACUGGUAUACUGGUCUGGACUACUAGUACUGGACUGGACUGGUAUACUGGUCUGGACUACUAGUACUGGACUGGACUGGUAUACUGGUCUGGACUACUAGUACUGGACUGGACUGGUAUACUGGUCUGGACUGGUAUCAGCCACCUAAUGAGCUCUACCAUGAUGUUUUGAAGUGUGUUUUCUGCGAGUAGGGUAUUGUGUUUAUUGAGUGUAUAUUAUUAUUCCUGUUGUUGUUAUUAUUAUUAUUUGUCAUCAUUGCUUGCUAAAGAUUGGCACAGAUUUGUUUGUCUCUUGACAACGUUACAGAAAAUAAAUUAUUAUUAAUAUUCCGAGUAUAAAUUCUCUACAUAUAAUUACUUUUCUCUGAGCAAUUUAGGCACAAGCCUCUUUCUCAUUUCAUAUCCCCCAUCCCCCCCUCUGUCUGUUUGUGUGGGUCCAAGUUGUGUUUGAUCUUCUCUGCUGAUAAGGCAGACACUGGCGGAGGGAGUAGGCCUCAGUCCUGAGGCUCAAGUAAAAACAGAAGGGAACAUGAGUCUCGACCCGAGGCUUUACACAAAUAGAAAACAAUGCUGUAAAAUUGAAGAGGUGUUGGUUUGGAAGAGCACAUGGUGUAACCAGUGGCAGUGCACAAAUACAGAGAACUGUGGGCACACACACACACACACACACACACACACACACACACACACACACACACACACACACACACACACACACACACACACACACACACACACACACACACACACACACACACACACACACACACACACACACACACACACACACACACACAUACCACACGCGCACAGAGAAACACACACACACAGAAACACGCAGCGUGUGACCUUUUGGCGCUGAUGAGUGCAUUAAGACAGACCGGUUACUGUCUGACUUUAUGACUUGUCAUUGUUUCAAGGCCAUCCACAUCGACUCCAGCGUUGAAAUAGCAAUGGCGCACAUGUUAGCCCUGCACAUUUAUGGGCCAUUCAUUCAGGAUUUCAUCAUUCAUUCAUACAUACUACACAGUUGGUGAGACAUGGUGUGUGUGGAUGAAAGGGAAGGCAGCAAAGCUUUAUUUUACAGUCCAAUGAGGAGCGGAAGCUACUUACUGCUACUUCAUUUAUUCAAAAUGAAAGAGAUGUGGUUAUGACCAGGGAUUAAAUGGUAUACAGUGGUGCAUAAAUCCCAGACAAACUAAAGGAUAAUUAUUAGCUCAUUAUUCUGUUGUUACCAUUAGCAGUACCAGGUACUUUAAUACUAAGUAAACAUAGGACUUUAAUAAAAGGACCGUAAAAUAAAGUGUAACCAGGAAGGCCCCAGUUUUCUCUAUAAUGGCUUUUUGCAAUGUAAUUUAUCUCGGCAACAUAAAUAGUAAAAUUCUUUCAUUCUGUGAUGAAGCUAAUGACAAGGUUAACUAUGAGAAAAAAUAUGAAGCUACUUUCCAAGCAAAUUAAAAAGUUUAUAUAAUAUUUUACUACAAAGCACUGUACUAAUCUUUGAUGGAAUUGUAUUUAAAAACAGUUAAACGAAUAGAUAGCUAGGUAAGUAAACAAAUGGAUAGCCAAAUAUUAGAGGGAGUGAGGAGAGAUGGGAGGGAGGAAGAGAUGUAUAUUUUCCAGACCAUGUCAGCUGACCAGAAAUAAACAGAUUCUAGCUAUAGCCUAAAACGGUGGCCUCGAGUCUUACCUUGUCAGCUCACAAGGUCAGGGAAAAACGGAGAGAACAGAGACACACAGAUGUUCAUUAAUAGUAAUUGUAUGGACACAGACACCUUUCCCCUCCCAUGUCUUCUUCUCUUCUUCUCUGCAAUAUUCACCUGGCUCAGUGCUAGCUGCUCCUUUCUCCCUGAACAAUGCAAGGUUAGAGGUCACCACUCAGCCUAGAGGGAAAUGAACCUCUCAGAACCAUAAAGACAGAGACAAAAGGGUUCUAUUCAAUCCGUCUGUGGAAAUUCAGCGUUACAGCGUGAUUGAAAUUUAAAGGCAAUGUUCCCGCACUGCAGAUGUCAGCUCAAUAGGAAAUUACCUUUAAAUUUCUAUCUUGCAAUCUGUAACGCUUCAGCAAAACAGAUUCAAUAGAGCCCAAAGACCCUAAACAUGGAACAAAACUCACAUGAUCCUCUCAAUUCCAAACAGGCGCAUCUAUAGAUUGUAUACUUCCAGAUUCUGACAAUGAUACAGUAUAAUUCCAUGAGAGUCCCUAUGCACAGUUUAUUCAGUUAUUGAUACAUUCAUACAUAAACACCAUUCCUUGAUUCAUACCAGUGAAAUACGUUGACAUUCAACAUUUUGAUCUAGUUGAAUCCUGUUAUCUUGUUUUGUUUGAAGCUGCCUGCACUGAAUUUGCUACUAAUACAAUAUAGCAAAUAGUAGUUACUUGUCCUUUGAAGUACAUUCUAAGCACUGAAAGAUCACAUAGGCUACUGCGUGUGUGAGUUAGUGUGCGUGUGCGUGCGUGUGUGUGCUAUGUGUGUGUGUGUGUGUGUGUGCUAUGUGUGUGUGUGUGUGUGUGUGCUAUGUGUGUGUGCUCGCUGGUCAUCGCCCCGACCUCAGCCACGUCGGCUUUGGUUUGGUGUGUCACAAGAUGAAAAGGAGCAGGUUAACCUGCUGACUUGUAAAGGCGGCACAAAGCGCCUGACAAAAGGAGGAGAGAAAGGCGGAGAGCUACUCCCUUCAUUAUGUUCACCCGCAGACACUGUUCUUCUUAAGAUCCAAGUCCAGAGAGCGGGGAUGAUGGGUUCGUCUGUGUUUCAAAGCACCAGCCAACGGCUUAAAAGAACCUGUAACACAAAACAAAGGAUAGGAAGGACACUUUUAUCUGAUACACGGAUUAAUAUCACCCCCCCCAUCCCCUCACCCUUCCCCCCUACAACCCCACCCUAAGAAGGAGUUCCUGUGCAUUGUGCUGCUGAACAGAUUAUUCCUGACUCUUAUUUCUAAACAGAUUACUGCUGGUUAAUAACAACCCGUCUCUAACUGGAUUAGAAGGAUCUUUGUUUGGUUUCAAUUGAUAUCGAACUGCAUAUAUAUCUUUUUUUUUAUUGUAAAAUACAAAUUUAUUACAAAAAAGCUAAUAGGAGUGAACUUUUGGGAAGGAUCUCUGUCAGGAAUUGUGUCAUGAAGCAGGACGUUUUGAGAGUAUUUUUAGUGAUUUCUUACUUUUUCCGAUCUGUUACGGAAAAAAGCGAUUCGUUGGUCUCUUAAAAGUAGAAUACAAGCAAUAGAAGUAGAUUGUGCGGGUUUUGUGAAGACUUUUCAUUUGAUUUAUUUGCAUUUUGUAUUGGGUGUGUUUUGGAGAUAAAAACAGACUUGUGUUUUUGAGUCCUUUUUGGGCGGCAUGAAAUGUGAUGCUGUAACUGUACAUGUUGAAGAAGGGAACGAUCGCUCCCGAGUCUAACAUGGCUUGGAAGGGGAGAGCGGGAGUGAGGGAUGACAAAUAGAGAGACAGAGAGAGCGAGUGAGAUAUGACAUAGACUUUCACUACAUGCUCUCCAACCUGUCUUCCCCAAAGAACGCCCCGCCAUGCUCUGAAGGGAAUAUAUGUUCCCCUCUGUGGGCGAUGCCCUUCAAUCUGAGUCAGCAUCCCCUUUCUGCUGACAGAACAUGGCGUAGUUGUCCCUUCAUUAUGAUGUCAUAGUUCCCUGUUGGCAGUGGAUCCAGACUGGCCCCCACAAUGGCGUUGGUGUCUCCCUCUUUACAAACCAAGAGAGACUUUAGUGAGAGAAAAACUGGAACUUACUGUCCCCAUAGACUACUGGUGUAGGAGUGGAGGGGAAAACACUACUGUAAACAUACUGUACACAGUCAGUUACCCUACACUAUGCAUUGUGUCUUUGGGAUAUAACAGAACUAGUCUUUAUGCUGGGGGUAUACAGAUUUAACAAGAGUUUUAAUCUUUGUGGAAAAGGGCUAAGAUAAUGUUGAGAUUCCAUGCGCAGUUGCUGUGACUGAGUGUGUGUGUGUGUGUGUGUGUGUGUGUGUGUGUGUGUGUGUGUGUGUGUGUGUGUGUGUGUGUGUGUGUGUGUGUGUGUGUGUGUGUGUGUGUGUGUGUGUGUGUGUGUGUGUGUGUGUCGUGUGUGUGUGUCGUGUGCGUGUGUGCAUGCAUGCGUGUGUGUUUGUGUGUGAGAAUGAGAACCUGUGAACCAGUGAGUGACACAAUUCUCAACACGGAGGCUUACAUUUUGGGAUGGGACUCUCCCCACCCCUGUGACUCCAUCCCAAAAUGUAAAGGAUUCUCAUUACCGGAUGGGCGACGUGUGUGUGUGUUUGCGAAGUAAAUUUCCAUUCAUUUUAUGACCUGCUUAAAGGGGGUCUGUUCCUCAAUGGUUUCACUAGUAGUUUUUCGGGGGGCUCUUCUUUUGUAAAUAUCAAUGAUGUGGAAUUUAAAGUGAUAAAUACUGCCUUUGUAUUAUUUAGCAAUAUGUUGUAUAUAGCGUUUUGUUUAUGCUUUUUGUAUAACAUUAUUAUUCAGAUCUAGUGCAGUAAUUCCAUCUGAAAUUGCCAUGGCUCAUAUAUACAGUGUAAUUUGUUACAUACAGAGUUUAGUAAGUUAUAGAAAAAAUAAAAAUCAAAUAUGGCUGAUUUUAGCUUUUUUUCUGUUGUUGUUGGUGUCUAUUUGUCUUGCAGAUUUUAUGUAAUUUAUUGGUUUAAUUUAUCCUAAUUUAUUCAAUGUUGUAUUUUUUUUCAACCAAUGAAGGCUGUACUGUAUUUUAUCAUGAAGUAGAACCAAUCCAAUUAAACAUUAGGCCUACUUAGAAAAAAAAAGAUUUUAUAAAGGAAACUUAAGAGCACUCAAUCAAUUCUCAGAAAUUGUUACAUGGGGAUUUUGGCAGCUAAAUUGAACUGGAAAAUUUUAUAAAAGGUACUUUUUGUUUGGGGAGAGGUAGAGGACAUUAAAGAAAAAAAAUACUAGUAUUUUUCUUUUUUUUCUCCAGGCUUUUCCCCCUCUACUGUUGUGGGCCUCCCCAAAGACAGUAGUUGAAUUGCCUUUCGUGCCUUCAUCCUCUAUGAACUGAAUGUAUGUGCAGUAUAUAUGCAAGCUUGUGCAAAAUUAUGAAACAUUUAAAUAAAAAUGGAAGAAAAAGAUUACAGAA